UUUGUUUGUAAAAACUCGCGGCAGGUAUUCGAGGUCGAAGUGAAAGCAAAUUUUGAUAAAUAAUUGCUGAGGAUUUUCCAGGAUAUUUUCUGGCCCUUUUCCACAUUUCCAGCACCUUGGGCAGUAUCUCUGGCAUCUGCUGGUCCACCGUUGAGCACUCGGAUGAUGGAAUAAGGGGGCGAAAGGGCUGAAAAAGUUAAUUUGGAAGUGUGUGUGCAGAUUUCUUGACAAUGACAAUUGUCAACGCAGUGGGGAAAGUAGAUGAAGAAAUUUUUCAGGCAGCAAAAAAAGAAAUGGUGCAAAAGUGAGACAAUUUGCAAGUGAGAAAAAUCCUUGUUCACUGGCGCCUUGGUGCACAUUGCAUUGAAAGAAAAAAAGUGUUCUUAUACUGUUUAGUGAUGAAGACAUUGGCCAUUUGGGGGCACAAAUCAUCAACUUAGAUUUUUUAACCAUUUUUGUUCACUCCAAAUUGAUUUAAUAUCCCCUUUUUGUUUCGCGUAACACGGACUCGUCUUUUUUCUGUUUACUGGCCCCUCUGUUGUCCUUGUUCCCAUUCUUGUCACUGGGAGUCCCUUGAGGAUACUUCUUUGGGAGAAAAGUUGCACCCAGGUGGAGGAGGAGACUGAGAAGCACCUUCCGGAUAGCCUCCGGACACCUCUCUGAGAUUGGCAGGAAGACAUCCAACACAAGCAUCAAGAUGAUUAGGCCGAAUGCACCCAAGAAGGAGAGCAAGAUGCGGAUCAGAGCAUUUCCUAUGACGAUGGAUGAGAAGUAUGUAGAGUCCAUUUGGGCUCUGCUGAAGAAUGCCAUCCAGGAGAUUCAGAAGAAGAACAACUCAGGUUUGUCGUUUGAGGAAUUGUACAGAAAUGCGUACACGAUGGUACUGCAUAAGCAUGGGGAGCGUCUGUAUGCUGGUCUUAAGGAAGUUGUCACGCAUCAUCUGGACACGAAGGUCCGCGUGGAAGUUGAGCAGAGUCUCAACAAUAACUUCCUGCAGACGCUCAAUCAGGCCUGGAAUGACCAUCAGACGUCGAUGGUGAUGACCAGGGAUAUUCUCAUGUACAUGGAUAGGGUUUAUGUGCAGCAGCACGAUGUGGACAAUGUUUACAAUUUGGGCUUGAACAUCUUCAGGGAUCAGGUGGUGAGGUAUCCACCGAUCCGGGAGCAUCUGAGGGAGACGCUGCUGGGGAUGGUGAUGAGGGAGAGGAAGGGUGAGGUUGUGGAUCACAUUGCGAUUAAGAAUGCAUGUCAGAUGCUAGUGGUUCUGGGUAUAAAUAGCCAUUGGGUGUACGAGGAGCACUUUGAACGUCCAUUUCUGGCUCAAUCAGCUGCAUUCUACAAGAUGGAAUCUCAGAAGUUUAUUUCGGAGAACAGCGCCAGUGUCUACAUAAAGAGAGUCGAGGCCAGGAUCACCGAAGAGGCCGAAAGGGCCAAAUUGUAUCUGGACAAACAGACAGAAUUCAGGAUUAUUUCAGUGGUUGAGGAUGAGCUCAUUAAGAAGCACAUGCGUUCAAUUGUUGAAAUGGAAAAUUCCGGAGUGGUUUACAUGCUGAAAAAUACAAAAUUUGAUGAUCUAGCAUGCAUGUACACUCUGUUUUCGCGCGUUGAAGAUGGUUUGAAGACAAUUGUUGAUUGUGUUUCGGGGUAUUUGAGGGAGCAGGGCAGGAUGUUGGUGAAGGAGGAGGAAAGUGGCACAAAUCCAAUAACUUAUGUGCAAAAUCUGCUCGAUCUGAAGGAUAGAUUUGAUCAUUUUCUCAAUCAUUCCUUCAACAAUGACAAAAUCUUCAAGCACAUGAUUUCGUCGGAUUUUGAGCAUUUUCUCAAUCUAAACAGCAAAUCACCGGAAUAUCUCUCACUCUUCAUCGAUGAUAAGCUCAAGAAGGGAGGAAAAGGGAUGACAGAGCAGGAAAUUGAAACAAUUCUGGAUAAGACAAUGGUACUCUUCCGCUAUUUACUGGAGAAAGAUGUCUUUGAGCGUUACUACAAGAAUCACUUGGCUAAGCGACUCCUACUUAACAAAUCCGUGAGCGAUGACUCUGAGAAGAACAUGAUUUCGAAGUUAAAGACUGAAUGUGGCUGCCAGUUCACAUCGAAGCUGGAGGGCAUGUUUAAGGAUAUGUCAGUGUCAAACACGAUAAUGGAGGAGUUCAAGACACACGUGAUGAAUGAAGGGAUUACGCUGUCGGGAGUUGAUCUGACUGUGAGAAUAUUGACAACUGGUUUCUGGCCAACGCAGUCAGCAACACCAAAUAGCAAUAUUCCCAGUGCUCCGCGUCAGGCCUUUGAGACAUUCAAGCGAUUCUACUUGGCCAAGCAUUCGGGGCGUCAGUUGACGCUUCAGCCCCAAAUGGGCACGGCUUACAUCAAUUCGGUCUUCUAUGGAUGCUCAAAGGGAGAUUCUGAGAAUAAAGAUGGCGCUAGUUCAAGUUCAGGAAGUGUUGCCGGAGGCCCAACAACAACACGCAAGCACAUUCUUCAGGUGUCCACCUAUCAGAUGUGUGUCCUGAUGCUGUUCAACAAUCGCGAUCGCUUGACCUACGAGGAGAUUCAGCAGGAAACGGAUAUUCCGGAGAAGGACCUCAUCAGGGCUCUGCAGAGUCUGUCGAUGGGCAAGGCGGGCCAGAGGUUGCUCGUGCGAACGCCCAAAACCAAGGAUAUCGAGCCAACAAAUGAAUUUCUCGUGAAUGAUGCUUUCGUGUCCAAGUUCCAUCGGGUCAAGAUCCAGACGGUGGCGGCCAAGGGGGAGUCCGAGCCGGAACGGAAGGAGACGCGCAGCAAAGUGGAUGAGGACAGGAAGCACGAGAUUGAAGCGGCGAUCGUGAGGAUUAUGAAACUGAGAAAAACCAUGUCGGUUAGUAACUAUUUUUUUUCAUUUUGGGGCAAGAAAAUUGGGAAUUGUUUUCUUAAUGUCCUCUUGGUGCCUUUCUUUUUUCAAGCACAACAUGCUGGUGUCCGAUGUAACGAGUCAACUGAAGGCGCGUUUCUUGCCGUCACCUGUAGUUAUAAAGAAGCGAAUAGAGGGUCUGAUUGAGCGUGAAUAUUUGGCCCGUACGCCCGAAGAUAGGAAAACUUACGUGUAUUUGGCAUAAAAAAAAGGAAGAAAAGACAAAACCAACUGCAGUUGAUUGUCUUUGAGCGUUGCAGCUGGACAUGUGAGCAUAAUUCAUGGAUGGGACGCUAAUGAAAAAUUUUAUUUCGUGUAUAAUUGAAUUUUUUCCUGUGAAGAGAGUUUAGAGAUGAAAAAAGCGAUAUCUUUGCAAUUUCUUUUAAUUCUUUAAAAAAAUCAAUUUCAUUUCACUAAAAAAUUCAGUCCAGUCGAAAUUUUAAUUCAUGGUUCAGAGAGGAUUCACUUGAGAAAAAGUCAAUAAAUGAUUUUGAAUUAAA
Molecule: messenger RNA, 3384 nt
Organism: Phlebotomus papatasi
Lineage: Eukaryota; Metazoa; Arthropoda; Insecta; Diptera; Psychodidae
Gene: Cul3
Product: cullin-3
Exons: 5
Coding region: 698-3031 (777 amino acids)
Biological process (GO): protein ubiquitination; ubiquitin-dependent protein catabolic process
Cellular component (GO): Cul3-RING ubiquitin ligase complex
Molecular function (GO): ubiquitin protein ligase binding
Source: RefSeq, a predicted model, not a curated record